UUCCGGUUCAAAAACAUGGCUAACGUGUAGUUCUAACAUUUCUAAAUAAGAACGUAUUUCUUAUAUAGAUUUAUGAUUAAAUGAUAUAAAUUACCAAUAUAUUUAUAUUUUUAUAUAUACUAUUAUAAGAUAUUUCUUUGAAAAUGACACGCGCCUGAAAACAUUUGUUAAUUAAUUAUUUUUUUACGUCGUUUGAAUGCGAGUUCGCGAAAUCGAAAGUGAUUGCACAACCAACCUCUUACCAAAAUGGCGGACUCAACAACAUCUACUGCUGAUAUUCUUAAAAAAUAUGCUUUGAAAGUUGCUGUAUCAAGUGUUAAAGAAAGAACCAAAGCUAUUAAUGAUGUCAUUGACAUUGUUGACAAAGGAGCACUUCCUGAGGCAGCAGUGAAGGGCAUUUUUCAUUUUCUAGUCCAGGUGUUGGGACUCUACCGUGAUAACUUGUCCAGGCAUGUUGCCCUCAGGCUUGUAAAUAGUGUCACAAAAGCUCACUUUGAGGCAUCAGUGAAGCUUUUAACAUCAUCGCUGGAGAAGUUUGCACAAGACCAAAUCAAAAUAGUUGUACCCAGCAAAAAUUCAUCAGGGGAUUGCUUACUUGCUUUAUCUUGGACUUGCAUCCCUUUGAGGCAAGCUUUAGCCAACCCUAAUGGACUUUCUGGUGCUACUCUGCAACAGUUGGUCAGCCUCCAGUCUCUUCUGGUCAAUAGAGCCUUAGCUGCCAAUGUUACCAUUUUGAAUAAGGCUACUUACAAGAAACUGAGACGCAUUUGGAAAGAAAUUCCCCAGUCUGUUGACAAAUACACAGAUGUGGUUGCCGGGCUGGAGCAGUCAGCCUUGACUUUACCCUUGAUAGGACUCAUCAUGAAAUACCUGGCAACUAACAAACUCUCUGAAACCAUUCAGAAACACAAGAAUGCAUUCCUUGACAUCUAUUUAAAACAAGUGAUAGCAAGUAGAACUGCACCCUCCAGAGCAGUCCUUUUAAACAAUUCAGAAUUGCUGCGCCACUGUACUCAUGAAGAUUUUAAAGAUUUGAUUCUACCAGCCAUCCAAAAGGCAAUGUUGAGAAACCCUGAAACCAUUCAAGAAACUGUCAGUGAACUUCUGAGCAGUGUGACUCUAGAUUUAAGCCAGUAUGCCAUGGAUAUUGUCAAGUUAUUUUCAGGACAAAUUAGCUCCAAAGAAGAAUCCAAUAGAGUUAUCGCAGUUCAGGCUGUUAAAAAUUUAGCUCGUCAGUGUAGUGACCCUGGGGCUAUUGAAAAAGUUGCCAAUCAUCUUUUUAAAGUUCUUGGAGGUUCAGAAGGCAAGCUGACGUUUGCUGACCAGAAGAUCAGUGUGUUGCAAGGUAUAGGCAAUUUGGUGUAUAACACAGUCAGUGGCACCAAUUCCUUGCAGUCACUAAGCACUACCAUUUCUGAAAUGUUUUUACCUACACUCCAGCAGGAAGUUCAUGAAGGUACUUUGGUUCAUACAUUGUCCAUGUUAAGCUUGUGGUGUGCUAAAUUCUACACGGAUGUACCAGACAAACUCUUGUUGUGGUUUCCGAAAGGCAUAGCUUUGAAAACAUCAACUUCAGCUGUCAGAAAUGCUUACUUUAGGUGCAUGAAUGCAGCAUUCCACGGUGACACUCUCCAGCAGGCAGUUCACAUCUUACCUAUAUUGAUUCAAGCCUUAGAGAAAGCUGAAAAGCAGCCUACUUUACCACAGCUAAUGUCAGAGGCAGUUGCCUCCUCUUGUCUUCUGAUCAAAAUUUCAUUAGUUGAUAUUCAAGCAGAUACAAAAUUAAGCCUUUUUUGGAACAUAAUACUGGAUAGCAAGAAACAGUAUCUUGUAAAUGAGAAGUUUUUAUCUUCUGCUUCAGAAGAUACUUUGUUAAGUUUAAUUUUCUUGUUGGAGAAACUCAUUCUGGACUACCCAACAAAGAUGACAGAUGAAAUAUCUAGACCAUACUACAGAGCCCUCAUAUUUUGCUUGUGUCGUCGUUCUUGGGCUGUAAGGCAUGCUGCUCAGCUCUCUACCAAGAAACUUCUGGCACUGCUUGGUGGAGCCAAAAUUGCUUUAGCCCUCAUUCAAGAAUUUCAAUGUGUUCUGGAUACACAAAAGAUUUCUGAGCUGCAUCUGUCCUUAGCUAAGGAAGAAGAAAGUACAAAGACAGAAGGAACAGAAAGUGUUGCUUUUAGCAAGGUUGUGAGUCCAGCCAUCAUGGCCUCUACUUUACAGACCAUUUGUGCUGUUGAAAAGGUUGAUCAGAAGGAUGCAGAGAAGAUAGCCCUGACAACAUUGCUCCCAGCUCAUCACCCAUAUAUAUUUUAUGUGAAAAAAGACUUGUGGAUUACAAUUAUUAGAGGUGUUAACCUGGAUCCAAGCAAUUUUGUUUCUCAGUUUUCUGAAGAAUGCUUAUCAAAAGUAACAACCGGUGACAGACUUUCAGAAGCUGAAGAAAAUACAGUAUCGACUCUGGCAUUUUUGAAUCCUGGUGUGAUUGUUCCAUGUUUGAUCAGUCAAGCCAAGAGCAUCCUUGCCAAUCCUGCUUUGUUCCAAGUCACUAAUGAUGAUUAUGGGAUCUUCUUGACUCCUGAUGGAGAGUUAUACGAUAAGGCUAUACUUGAAAGUGCAAUGCAGUCAGCUGGCGGUGAUCAGAAUAUCAGAAGAGAAAACAAACUUUAUUCUUAUGCUGACCAAAUGGCUGAACUGGAGUUGAGAAAGGAAAUUGAGAAGAAGAAAGGUAAGAAACCACAAGAAGCUCCCAAAUUCAGCAAGAAACAAGAGGAACAACUUGCUGCUCAGAAACAGAAAGAAUCAGAAAUCAGGGAAAGACUCAGAGCGCUGAACAAAACUGUGCUCUUUGCCUGUACUACUGUGGAAGCCAUCCUGAAGGUGCUGAAUGAUGACAUAUCUGUGCAUGUCAAGGACAUCUAUGACUCAGUGGUGCCACUGCUUAAGUCUCCGUUGGGUGCACCAUCUUGCAGGAAUUUGUUCAUCAGUUUGGGCAGAGCAGCAUUUGACAGUAAAAGUUUAGGAAACUUGGUCGCACAUGCCACACUGCGUCUCCUAAAGCCUGCUUGCAGUUUAAACCCUGCUUGGCUGGAAGAGAAACAAUUGUUACAGACAAGUCGAGCUGUAAACACCUUAUAUAAUAUUGCUGUUUUUGAACCAAAAGACAAUAAUGAAGAAAGAAGUAUCGGGGAAGGCACUAUUGAGGAUGAGGAGUCCAAAUGUUUCUCCGGGCCCACCUUCUGCUACAUUUACUAUCUUCUUCGCUGCGUGCUGGACAAUGGAGGCCGUGCUGUGAAAUCUGAUAUGAAUGUCUGCACACAAGCUCUGAAACUCAUUUUAGAGCAUGCCAAAAUGAGAAGGACAGAAACUGAUAUACAAGCUGUAGAUGUGUAUGACCCUGACCUGUUGCCAAGGAAACAGAUGCUGGAAAUUGUUCUGAGGGUUGUUGGGACUUAUCCACCAGAAGUGCAGCAGCUAGCCAAUGACACCUUGCUUGAGAUAGCCAGAGCUGCCAAUGGGGAUGAUGGUGCAACAGAAGCAACACCUGAAGAAAUUGAGGUUUUGCUAAAGGCUUUGCAGUCACCAGCCGCCACUGUUAGAGACAUAGCAUUGCAGUGUCUGACUGAACUUGCAUUAGUUCUACCAUCUAUGGAUGAAAACCUGGAAGUGGGACUCUCUAUAGCCAAACAUAUCUGGAUUGUGUGCAAUGAUCCUGAGACGCCUAUACAGCAGCUAGCCACAAAUCUCAGGAAUAACUUGGACUUGGGGGAACCAUGUGAGGAGCUCUGUGCUGCAAUUGUUGAGGAUUGCAUUCAUGACAAUGAGGUGGUACGUUCCAGCGCUGCACUUGCCUUGGCCCAGGUCCUCAGUAAACAUCCUUCCCAGAUCCCCUGCAUAUUGAGGACAUUGUUGGAUCAAUACGAAGCAAAACUUUAUCUGCCACCACCAAAAAUAGAUGAGUUUGGACGCCAGGUUGAAGAACAGCCAACAGACAUGUGGCCAGCCAGGUCAGGCAUUGCUUUGGCUCUAAAGCAGAUUUCCCCAUUGCUAACAGAGCAGCAGAUUCCAUCUCUGUUUUCCUUCUUUGUGCCUCAAGCCUUAAAUGACAGGGCAGCAGAAGUGAGGUCUGGUAUGAGAGAUGCUGCCCUGGCUGCCAUCCAGUCUCAUGGAAAGGAAAAUGUGAACAUACUGUUGCCAACUUUUGAAAACUUCUUGAUCACUGCCCCAGCCAUAGCAGACUAUGAUCCAGUCCGACAGAGUAUUGUCAUUUUAAUGGGAAACCUAGCCAGACAUUUAGAUGCUGACAACCCCAAAGUGAAACCCAUUGUGGCCCAGUUGAUAGCAGCCCUGUCCACUCCUUCACAAGAGGUGCAAGAAGCUGUUGCCAACUGCCUGCCAGCUCUUGUUCCUUUUAUCAAGUCUGAUGCUCCCAAUCUUGUGUCCAAGCUUCUAUCCCACUUGCUUGACUCUGACAACUAUGGUGAGAGAAAAGGUGCAGCUUACGGUCUUGCUGGGCUUAUCAAAGGAAUGGGCAUCCUAGCAUUGAAACACCAGCAGGUGAUGGAAACUCUGACUGAAGCCAUUCAGGACAAAAAGAACCCAAGGAAACGAGAGGGUGCUCUGCUUGCUUUUGAGAUGCUGUGUAACAUGUUGGGACGUCUGUUUGAGCCCUACAUUGUGCACAUCAUACAGCAUCUGCUGUUGUGUUUUGGUGACAGCAAUCAGUAUGUCAGAGAGGCAGCAGAUGACUGUGCCAAGUCUGUGAUGAGGAACCUUAGUGCACAUGGUGUGAAACUGGUUCUGCCUUCCCUUCUUAAAGGUCUUGAAGAGGAUGCAUGGAGAACAAAAGCAGGUUCUGUGGAGCUUCUCGGGGCUAUGGCCUUCUGUGCUCCAAAACAACUCUCUGCCUGUCUGCCCAGCAUUGUUCCUAAACUGACUGAAGUUUUGACUGACUCUCAUUUAAAGGUACAGAAAGCUGGAUCACAGGCCCUGAUGCAGAUUGGUUCUGUCAUUAGAAAUCCAGAAAUUCAAGCCAUUGUAACUAACCUUUUGGAAGCUUUGCAAGAACCUACUCGAAAAACCACAGGUUGCUUAGAAAAAUUGCUGAUGACCAAAUUUGUUCACUUUGUGGAUGCACCUUCCCUUGCCUUGAUUAUGCCUGUUAUCCAGAGGGCAUUCCAAGACAGGACAACAGACACAAGAAAAAUGGCUGCUCAGAUUAUGGGGAACAUGUAUUCACUGACAGAUCAAAAGGAUCUGUCUCCCUACUUGCCCUCUGUUAUCCCAGGUCUGAAACAGUGUUUGCUUGACCCAGUUCCAGAGGUCAGGACUGUCUCAGCCAAAGCUCUUGGUGCCAUGGUCAGGGGCAUGGGGGAGGAUACUUUCCAAGACCUGCUGCCUUGGCUGAUGGAGAAGUUGGUCUCCGAACAGAGCUCUGUCGACAGGUCUGGAGCUGCACAAGGUCUCUCUGAAGUCAUUGGUGGUAUGGGAGAAGACAAGCUGAAGAAACUGAUGAAUGACAUUAUUCAAACUGCUGAACGGUCAGACCUGAUGUCACACGUCAGAGAUGGGUACAUCAUGACCUACAUUUACCUCCCCUCAGUAUUUGGUGCUACCUUUGUCCAGUAUGUUGGUCCAAUUCUGCCAUCUAUUCUACAAGCUUUAUCUGAUGAGAAUGAGUUUGUGCGAGACACAGCCCUCCGUGCUGGCAAACGUAUUAUCAAUCAGUAUGCUGAAACAGCUGUUGAGCUUUUGUUGCCAGAGUUAGAGAAAGGUUUGUUUGAUGACAACUGGAGGAUUAGGAACAGUUCAGUCCAGCUGCUUGGUGAUCUACUGUACAAAGUCUCAGGUGUAUCAGGAAAAAUGACCACAGAAACCGCAAAUGAAGAUGAUAAUUUUGGAACAGAAUCUUCUCAACAAGCUAUGAUGAAAGCUUUGGGAAGUGAACGCCGUAACAGAGUCCUAUCUGGCCUGUACAUGGGAAGGUCUGACACUGCUCUGAUGGUUCGCCAGAAUGCUCUCCACGUUUGGAAGAUUAUCGUGGCCAAUACCCCUAGGACUUUGAGAGAGAUUUUGCCUACUUUAUUCCAGCUGUUACUUGGAUGCCUUGCUAGCACAAGUCAUGAUAAGAGAACAGUAGCUGCACGUACCUUGGGUGAUCUGGUAAGGAAGCUGGGUGAAAGGGUGCUGCCUGAAAUUAUCCCCAUUCUUGAAUGUGGUCUGGACUCACCUGAAGCAGAUCAACGCCAGGGUGUGUGCAUUGGCUUGUCUGAGAUCAUGGCUUCAACCAGCAAAGAUCAUGUCUCUGUGUUUGCUGACAGCCUGAUCCCCACUGUGAGGCGAGCACUGAUAGAUCCUCUACCAGAUGUACGCUCUGCUGCUGCCUUUACCUUUGAUAAUCUCCAUCACAACAUCGGACAGAGAGCUCUCGAUGAAAUAUUACCUAAUCUGUUGAGAAAUUUGAAUGAGCCAGCAAUCUCUGAGAGAGCACUAGAUGGUCUGAAGCAAGUCAUGGCUGUCAAGAGCAGAGUUGUCUUACCCUACCUUGUUCCACAGCUGACAGUGCCUCCUGUCAACACACAAGCUCUGUCCCUGUUGUCCUCAGUGGCAGGCGAGGCAUUGACCAAGCACCUUGGUAAGAUCUUACCAGCACUGAUGUCUUCACUCAGUGAGAAAAUAGGUACACCUGAUGAGGAGCAAGAGCUAGAAUACUGCAAGUCAGUUGUCUUGUCAGUUGAAGAUGACCUGGGAGUACGCACAGUGAUGGAAGAUUUGCUUUCUGUGAUAACCCACAACUCAGAUGCAGCUGUAUGCACGGCAGCUGUCCUCAUCCUGAACAUGUUCUGUGCAAACACAUCCGCUGUCAUUUCAGAGUACUUCCCACAGCUUUUUAGAGGUCUGAUUGGUUUGUUUGUACGCUCAGAUGAAAGGCUACUACUAGCUGGAUGGCAUUGUUUGGAUGCUAUCACAAAGAAAAUUGAUUUAACAGAGACAGAAGAGCAUAUAGCUAGUGUCAGACAGGCUCUCAAGUUUACACUAUCUGACUUUAAAGAGAAAGAGUUACCUGGAUUCAGCAUUGCCAAGAAGGGUAUUGCUCCAGUGCUUCCAAUUUUCCGUGAAGGACUUCUGAAUGGAUCGGCUGAGGUGAAAGAAGCUGCAGCUCUGGGUCUUGGUGAGGUCAUUGCUGUAACUGGUGCUGAGGCUCUGAAACCAUCAGUGGUCAACAUCACUGGACCUCUGAUUAGGAUUUUAGGUGACAGAUUUGCUUGGACUUUGAAAGUGGCUGUUCUGGACACUCUCUCCAUGCUUCUAGUGAAGGUUGGUGUCAUGUUGAAGCCAUUCUUACCCCAGCUCCAAACAACAUUUGUCAAGGCCAUUAAUGAUCCAAACCGCUCUGUGCGUCUCAGGGCUGCCUCAGCUUUGGGGAAGCUUAUUUUGAUCCACACCAGAGUGGAUUCAUUGUUUAAUGAGCUGAUAGCUGGCUUCAAGAGUACUGAAGACUUUACCAUCAAAGACACCUUUGUCCAGGCCAUCAGAGCCUGCUUGCAAGGUGCAGGCUCAAAGAUAGCAGACUCCUGUCGAAGACAGUUAACACAGACACUCGUGGGAUUACUGGCCUCUCCUGAAGACAGUACCCGGAUGACUGCUGCAGGCUGUUUGGGUACCUUGUCUGCCUCUCUCCCAGAGAAUGAGUUAUCCGAUUUGAUGAUUCAGCAUCUUCUAGAUACAGAUCCCAGUUUGGACUGGACACUUAGGCAUGGUCGCAGCAUGGCCCUUAGUGUGGCCCUGAAGGAAGCACCAGAGAGAAUUCUGACACCUUCUUUAAGGAAGAAUGUUGAACAAACAAUUGGAAAACUUGUGGCAGCUGAUAGAAUUCCCAUAGGUCUGAGUGGAUUGAGAGCUGCAGGCUAUUUAUUACAGUAUUUAUUGGACUCUGACAAGACAUCAUCAACCAUCACAGAAUUUGAAAGUCUCUUAGUGAAGAGCAUGAAAGCUGAUUCCAAUGAUGUGAAGAUACUGGUGGCACAAAUUAUUUCCUAUUUUGCUGACAAACAAGCUGGGCGUUUCACUGGAGACUUGCUGCUUGUUCCAGCACUGGUGAUGGGCACCAAGGAGAAGAACUCUAUUGUCAAGUCCUGCUGUGAGAGUGCCUUGGUUCAACUGUUGAAACUUAGGAAAGGAGAGCAACUUUAUCAGGAAAUCUUGGUUGGUCUAGACCUAGGCAUGCAAGAUUCACUCAAAGAAGUUGUGUCUCGCUCUUUAAGAAAAUUGGCCACGCAGCCAGAGUCUCCUGUUGAUGAAAUUGAUGACACACUAUUGAAAUAGAAGCUGCUAUUAUCUGUGUAAGUGUUGCCUGGUGUAUAUUCUACAAGAACUGACUGGCACUGUUACUCUCUGGACCUGCUGUGCAAAGUGAUCAUCAUUACAGAUUUCAGCUUUGGUUAGGAUUUCUCAAGUUUCAAGUUGUCAGGGUUGUACCUGUACGUCACCGGUUUCCGAAGAGUGUGAACGAAGAGAGAGAAGAGUGUGUUUUUGUUAUGGAUGCAUUUUUUGUGGAGAGCUGUUCUUUUAUUAAAUAUUUUUGUUUUA
Molecule: messenger RNA, 8586 nt
Organism: Biomphalaria glabrata
Lineage: Eukaryota; Metazoa; Mollusca; Gastropoda; Planorbidae
Product: eIF-2-alpha kinase activator GCN1-like
Exons: 53
Coding region: 247-8322 (2691 amino acids)
Biological process (GO): cellular response to amino acid starvation; regulation of translation
Cellular component (GO): cytosol
Molecular function (GO): protein kinase regulator activity; protein binding
Source: RefSeq, a predicted model, not a curated record